Molecule: messenger RNA, 1062 nt
Organism: Lolium perenne
Lineage: Eukaryota; Viridiplantae; Streptophyta; Magnoliopsida; Poales; Poaceae
Source: RefSeq, a predicted model, not a curated record
AUGCUAGACAACAGAUGGGUUGUGCCUUACAACCCCUACCUCUUGCGGAUGUUUGACUGCCACAUCAACGUGGAGGUGUGCUCUAGCAUAAAGGCCGUCAAGUACCUAUAUAAGUACGUAUACAAGGGCCACGAUCAGACUUCGUUCAAUAUCGAGAAGCCCGACGCCGAUGGUAACAUAGAUGAGAUCAAGAGAUUCGUUGACGCAAGGUGGGUUACUCCGCCGGAGGCCAUGUGGAGGAUAUUCGGCUUCAAGCUAUGCGAGAACCACCCAUCGGUCCUACCACUUCCGCUUCAUCUCGAAAAUAUGCAAAUGGUCACGUUCAAAGCAGGAGACAACCUAAAGGACGUCGCCGCCCGAGAGACCCCAUCCAUGCUGACUGAGUAUUUCAUGGCUAACCAGGAGCACGCAUGGGCUCGGGAUAUUCUUUACAAAGAUUUUCCGAGAAGCUUCACAUGGCAAAAAGCAAAAUACUGGAAGAAAAGGGACAAGGGUCAACAAGUAGGCCGGAUUGUGUCUGCCCAUCCUGCUGAGGGGGAUCGGUACUUUCUGAGGGUGCUACUAAACCACGUACCAGGCUCAAGGUCAUUCAAAGAUCUCAAAACAGUGGACGGUGUGCUAUGUGAUAACUUUCGUGAGGCCGCCGAGAGGAGGGGUCUCAUCGAGGCCGACAACACGCUCGACGAGUGUCUUACCGAGUCAGAGCAGUUCGCCAUGCCAGCCUCACUAAGGAGGCUCUUCGCAACGAUCUUAGUAUUUUGCGAGCCUGGAGAUGUGCACGGUCUUUGGGAUAGGCAUCUUGAGGCGAUGUCUGACGACUACCGGCGCAAGCACACAUGCCCAAAAGUUGUGGAGCAGAAGGUGUUACUUGAUAUCAGGGGCAUGUUGCAGUCCAUGGGCAAAGACAUAAAGUCGUUCCCUCUCCCAGACAUCGACGAGAGCUACGACAACACAGAUGGAGAGGUCAGGGAGGUCAUCGAGGAAACAAAUAUCCAGGUAGACAAGGAAGACGCUUCUCUAGCGACCUCACUAAACCACGAGCAGAGGCUUGCCUACGAUUAG